This is a messenger RNA of Drosophila grimshawi, 1356 nucleotides long. RefSeq names its product diphosphomevalonate decarboxylase (gene Mvd). Gene Ontology annotation, cellular component: cytosol. NCBI's taxonomy places the organism in Eukaryota, Metazoa, Arthropoda, Insecta, Diptera, Drosophilidae. The record is from RefSeq and is a predicted model, not a curated record. Gene Ontology annotation, biological process: isopentenyl diphosphate biosynthetic process, mevalonate pathway; isoprenoid biosynthetic process. The transcript has a single exon. Gene Ontology annotation, molecular function: ATP binding; diphosphomevalonate decarboxylase activity. Bases 74 to 1255 code for a protein of 393 amino acids.
UUGCAGUGAAAGUUAGCGAAAGUAAUAUUCAAACUUGAAUGUAUCAUUGUUUAGUUUGUUGCUAACGAGAAAUAUGUUUACGGCAACGUGCGUGGCGCCUGUCAAUAUGGCCCUAGUCAAAUACUGGGGCAAGCGCAACGAGGAGCUCAUACUGCCCAUCAAUGACUCCAUCAGCAUGACGCUGGACGCCAACGAGAUGUGCGCCAAGACAACUGUAGCCGCUUCGGAGAGCUUCAAGGAGAAUCGCAUGUGGCUCAAUGGUGACGAGCAGCCUUUCCAGGCGAAUGCCCGCCUGCAGCGCUGCCUGGAUGGCGUACAACGUCUCGCUCUGGCGCAUGGCGGCGCACACAGGUUUCCACUCUCGUGGAAAGUUCACAUUGCAUCGCACAAUAAUUUUCCAACAGCCGCUGGACUCGCUUCCAGUGCAGCUGGCUAUGCGUGCCUUGUGUACACACUGGCACGCCUGUACGAUGUGCCGUUAGACGAGCAGCUGACGACAAUUGCACGGCAGGGCUCGGGUUCAGCCUGCCGUAGUUUAUACGGCGGGUUUGUGCAAUGGCAACGUGGUUCAUCGGCUGAUGGCAGUGACUCGAUUGCUGUGCAACUGUCGCCUGCCACGCAUUGGCCAAAUAUGCACAUGUUGAUUCUGGUUGUGAAUGAUGCACGCAAAAAAACUGGCUCCACAAGUGGCAUGCAACGUGCCGUUGAAACCUCUGCCUUGAUACAGCAUCGGGCCACGCAGGUGGUGCCACAACGCAGUAAGGAACUGAAGGUGGCCAUUGAGAAGCGUGAUUUUAAUGCAUUUGCCACAAUCACGAUGAAGGAAUCGAAUCAGUUGCACGCAAUCGCAUUGGACACCUUUCCGCCGUGUGUCUACAUGAAUGAUGUCUCCCACUCCAUUGUCAAUUUCGUGCACGAGUACAACGAGGAGGCGGGCUCCCUGCAUGUGGCAUACACAUUCGAUGCGGGUCCUAAUGGUUGCCUCUAUGUCCUCGAUGAGCAUGUGCCCCAUCUUUUGGCUGCCAUUCAAUUGGCAUUUCCCAAUGAUGCCCAGCAGAGUGUCGAAUAUCUCAAAGGGAUUCCAGUGCCAGCAGUGGCUGUAAAGAAUGGUUUUGGGGAGAAUUCCGCUUCUGUUUACCACAUCAACGCCAGGAAUACGCUCAAAUACAUAAUUCACACCAAGAUUGGCGAGGGUCCCUGCCAGCUGGGCGAUGAGAAGAGUCUGCUAAUCGACGGACUUCCACUACCAAAAUAAUUUUCAAGGUGUGAUUAAUUAAUUAUGUCAUGAAUAUUUAAAAAGUAGCAGCAUCUAGUUUGGUUUUUUUUCACAUCACAUUUUUAUUUACUUUGUUGGCG